Molecule: messenger RNA, 789 nt
Organism: Dreissena polymorpha
Lineage: Eukaryota; Metazoa; Mollusca; Bivalvia; Myida; Dreissenidae
Product: tigger transposable element-derived protein 6-like
Exons: 1
Coding region: 1-789 (262 amino acids)
Molecular function (GO): nucleic acid binding
Source: RefSeq, a predicted model, not a curated record
AUGGGGAAGCAGAAGCGAAACAUCCUGUUGCUGCUCGACAACGCCCCAGUCCACCCCGACAUCAAACUGAAAAACGUUAACUUACAGUUCCUUCCGCCGAACACGACGUCUUUGGUACAGCCAAUGGAUGCGGGCAUAAUUCAGGCGGUGAAACUUAAGUUCCGGAAGCGGCAGCUCAAGUACGUCCUGGAAGAGAUGGACCGUCAUCCCACCAAGCUUGGUCCCGAAAUACUGCGCGACAUCUCGAUCCUCGACGCCAUCUAUUGGAUCUCGGCUGCUUGGCGGGAACUCUCAACAGAGACGAUUUUAAAGUGCUUUGGGAAGUGUGGCGUCACACCUGACUUCCUAACAACGGGCAACCAUGCGACCGUCGUGAGUGACACUGAUUUUGAACCUGAGGACGAUCUUCCCCUGUCCAUGCUUCGUGUCUCCAAGGAGCUCUUCAAUUGUGACAUCACUGAACUCGACAAGAUUGACAACAAUCUGCCGACUUGCGAUAACAACAUGGAUUUCUGGGAGCGACCGGCACCCCAGAUCCUCGCCGAUCUCAAUGGAAACACCGCUGCCGCUGCUGAGCAUGACGAGGACGACAAUGGAACAGAAGCUCCCAAGUGUGUUAGUGUUAGUGAAGCAGCUGAGUGCCUUCAAAAGCUGCGCUCGUUUGCAGUUCUAAAAAAUGACUGCUUGCUGAACUCAAUCAUGGAAGCACAGGAUGUGUUUAUCAAAUAUAGGAUGGACUCUAGUGUCAAGCAGAGUAAAAUAAGUGAUUUUUUUAAGCGAGUGUUUUGA